This is a messenger RNA of Suillus clintonianus, 699 nucleotides long. RefSeq lists its product as uncharacterized. The transcript is spliced from 4 exons. NCBI's taxonomy places the organism in Eukaryota, Fungi, Basidiomycota, Agaricomycetes, Boletales, Suillaceae. The coding region runs from base 1 to 699 and encodes 232 amino acids. The record is from RefSeq and is a predicted model, not a curated record.
AUGGCCGCUUCGUCUCCCUUCACCGGGUAUCACCAGGUGGACUCCUUUUGUCUUGACGAAGAAUAUCUAUCAGAAGAUGAUGUUUUCUAUGUCACGCUCGACCUGGGUGCCGUUGAACCAACCUUGCUUUCCAGUAGCUCAACCUUCAGGCUUGUAGGCUUAGAUACGCCCACGCCAUUUCUGCAGCUUUCUGGCUCCUUCUUCACAGGCCAGCAUGAUAUACAGUUACGAGGGAAGUCGCAUGGACGAUUAGGAGAGGAUGGAAGCGCUCCUGCUGGCAACGAUUCUAAAAAUGUUGCGCCAGUGGAAGAUGCUGGUCACGGACUUGGGCGCGUGAUUGGCAGUAUUACUGGGCCUCAACCAAGAAAACGCAAGCAACAGCUUAAAAAUGGGAAGGAGAAGGAUGACGCUACGUCUCCCGACGCUCGAGCUGGUGACCGAUACGUGCAAUCACAAACCGGUAGACCCAUUUUCUGGGGUGGUCUUCGUUUGGGUUCAAUCACCCUCAGACUUAUAUCGCCAACUGCAGACCAUGUUUCUGGACCAGGCAAGAUUUGCAACCAAUCAUCAAAGCACUUUCCCGCAGACGGUAACCUCCUUCGCAUUCAACAAUAUCCAUAUUCACUUCGCUCGGCGGUGUGGCCAUCUGCAAGUCUACUGUCGGCUCGUGUCAAGUUGCAAGAGCCAACGCCGCCAUAA